Molecule: messenger RNA, 735 nt
Organism: Rhizopus microsporus ATCC 52813
Lineage: Eukaryota; Fungi; Mucoromycota; Mucoromycetes; Mucorales; Rhizopodaceae
Exons: 1
Source: RefSeq, a predicted model, not a curated record
GGUUUAAUCCAACUGCCACUCCUGGCACAACCAGCUGGGUACUUGAAAGACCUACUCGCUCGCACAGAUAAUAUAGGACGCCAGUCCAAGGAUAAGCUACGUCAAUACAGCGCUGUCUUUGCAUUCACGUCGCUAAGAUUUAACAUUGCUCUUGUCGAGGAACGAGCCAGUAAUGAAAACAGCAGAGGUGGUCUGCAUGCAUUUCAAAUUCAUGGUGAACUUUAUCACCUCCAUAGCCCCUUACUUCCCAGUGAUGAUGAUUCCAACCCUUCAUAUGCUCAGCUUUACAUAUACGAUCCAUCAUAUGCAGCUGAAAGACACUCAGAGAGAAAUAACAAUCUUGAUUCCGAGACUAUAAGAGAGCUUUCCUUCAUGUUCUCGCAGUACAAUCCCUUUGCUCAAAUUUACCGCCACGCAUAUAUAAUAUUAAAUGCGCGAGAAAGUAACGGUAACUCAGCUGGCAACAACAACGUCUCACCUUAUAUAGCUAUUUCUUCUGAUAUGAAAAUGCGAUUAAUUGAAGGAGGUAAUAGACGUACCCAAAGCUUGCCUAUCAUAGAAGAGAUUGCUGCCAUCAUUCCCACUGAGUAUGGCGACAAAAGCUUUCGUGACACUUUUCUCACCUGGAGAAGAACAGAUGAUAACACCAGCGCUUCAUUACGCGAUCAGCAUCCUCUACAAUUGUUGUUACUCUUUAAAUUUUCUUUCGUAUUUUUAAACAAAAUGUGCGAUUAA